CGACAACACCCUUCAAUCAAUAAGUGGAUCGCCACUUGUUUAUGUUACAGCCGGCAGUACAUGACAAGUCAUUUAUCAACAAAGGACAAUGCUAAUAAUUGUACUGGUUAAUUUUUUAUUUGUGUCUACUUUCCUAAGUGAGAGGAUGAAUGCUGAUUCAAAAUUCUCCUCAGUGUGUAUUUUCAAUACAAGGUGCCGGUGUUUUAAUGAGACAGGAACAUCAAAAUUACAUGUGAAUUGCGCACACAGUAUGGUUAAGAAAAUUCCAGAAGUUCCACGAAAUGUUUUUAAUUUUAAUCUCCAACAUAACAUUAUCAGGAAAAUAGAGGACAACGUAUUUCAAAAUUUAACGACACUAUAUCCUUAUUGGAUUUAUCACAUAAUGAAAUUAUCAGUUUGAAAUCAAACUCUUUUGAGGGAUUGGGAGAACUAGAAGAGUUAAACUUAAAUGACAACCCAAUACAAUAUACAGAUUUUCCAAAUGGAACGUUUAUCCCGUUAGUAUCUCUCAAACGUCUUUACAUUAAACGUACAUUUCAAGCUAUGAAUAGACAUAGAAACAUGUUUUCAGAUAAAACAAUGUCAGAUUUGAAAACAUUGGAGAAAUUGGAAAUAGACAUUCGUGCAAAAUCAAAAAAAGACAUUAUGUUUGGAGAAGGAUAUAAAUAUUUAAUUAAUCUUAGUUCUCUCAAUAUUGGCUUAUGUUAUAUUCAAGUUUUUGUUGAUAGAAAAAUCUUCCAGUUUAUGCCUCUUUUGACAAAUAUUUCUUUUGACAUGCAUUGUCGAAUGUCUAUUUUCCCCGGAGGGCAUCAAAGUCUACAAAGCGUAAGACAACUUUACGUUCACCAUUUAAUUUCCGUACAAAAUUUAUCAUAUUUUAAUAGUUUUACAAACGAAUUAAAACGGACACCCAUUGAAACAUUGACCUUUCAAAAGACUUUUCCAAAUAGUUUGGAUUACUUCCCUUGGAACCCAAUUAGUGAAAGUUUCUACAACUCGUCUCUAAAAAAAUUACGAAUGACCGGUAAUAAACUUUAUGAAAGCUUUUCAUCGUCUAAACUUAAUGCUCCUCCUUCUAGCUUACAAGAACUGAAUCUUUCCAGUAAUAGACUUUACAUGUUUGUGUUAGAUUUAGGGAAUAUUCGAAAGCUAAAUCUACAAAAGAACCUUCUUGGAGCAUUUUUAAGUUCUCAUAGAUAUAAAAGGUCAAGGACAAUUAACAGCAAACUUGAAUAUAUAGAUUUGUCGAUGAAUCAUAUUGAAAAACUUACAUUUCGAAUAUUUCAGGGACAACCAAAUUUAAAAUAUAUCAACCUUAGUCGUAACAAGUUGCAAAAGAUGACAUUUCGAGUUUCUCGAUUGCAUUAUCUUCGUUAUUUAAAUUUAUCAACAAACAAUUUUACGACAUUAGACAAAAAUGCUAUGGAAAAUUUCGAUGUUCUAUCUAAAAAAACGUCCUUCAUAGUAAAUUUACGAAACAAUGCAUUGCACUGUACAUGUAAAACAUUGCCAUUCCUAAAGUGGACCACCAAAACAAAAGUUGAUGUACUGAUUAACGAUAAUUGUACUUUAGGAGAUGGGACGAUCGUGAGUUUCAGCUCAAUAGACUCAAUAAUACAGCAACUACAGAAAGGAUGUACGACAUAUACAUCCUUAAUUAUUGGUUUGACUACGGUCUUGGCAGUCAUUUUGGCCGUUGUAGUGUUUGCUUUAGUAUAUAAAUACAGAUGGAUAGAAAUGUUGUGA
This is a messenger RNA of Mytilus trossulus (common blue mussel), 1746 nucleotides long. Its product is annotated as toll-like receptor 4. Gene Ontology annotation, cellular component: plasma membrane. The transcript is spliced from 2 exons. The record is from RefSeq and is a predicted model, not a curated record. Gene Ontology annotation, molecular function: transmembrane signaling receptor activity; protein binding. Gene Ontology annotation, biological process: immune response; toll-like receptor signaling pathway; inflammatory response. The coding region runs from base 544 to 1746 and encodes 400 amino acids. Lineage: Eukaryota; Metazoa; Mollusca; Bivalvia; Mytilida; Mytilidae.